AUGGCCAACAACACAAACCUGAAGUUAUUGAAGAUAAAAAGUUCCAUUGCCAUAAAUGAAACAAAUUCCCCUAUUCUGAUUGAUAAAAAUGAAAUGGAGAAAAUACCCAAAUUCAAGGAACACAAAAGGAGGAAAUACAAAACCCGCGUUAAAUGGGACAAAGGAGAGGCUGAACAGCUCAUCCAUGGAAUAAAUAAUUACGGAAUAUCCAACUGGUGCAAAAUUAUGCAAGCCUAUAAAUUUUCUGAAAACAGAACGAAUGUAAGUUUAAAAGAUAAGUACAGGAACUUCAAAAAGGUUUUCAUCAUAGAGAAGGAAUAA
Molecule: messenger RNA, 321 nt
Organism: Plasmodium gonderi
Lineage: Eukaryota; Apicomplexa; Aconoidasida; Haemosporida; Plasmodiidae
Product: telomeric repeat binding factor 1
Exons: 6
Coding region: 1-321 (106 amino acids)
Biological process (GO): protection from non-homologous end joining at telomere
Cellular component (GO): nucleus; chromosome, telomeric region
Molecular function (GO): telomeric repeat DNA binding
Source: RefSeq, a predicted model, not a curated record